Molecule: messenger RNA, 730 nt
Organism: Enhydra lutris kenyoni (northern sea otter)
Lineage: Eukaryota; Metazoa; Chordata; Mammalia; Carnivora; Mustelidae
Product: ras-related protein Rab-9A-like
Biological process (GO): retrograde transport, endosome to Golgi; Rab protein signal transduction
Cellular component (GO): late endosome; phagocytic vesicle; lysosome
Molecular function (GO): GTPase activity; GTP binding
Source: RefSeq, a predicted model, not a curated record
AUGUCUGUAGAUGAACAUAAUGGGUAUCUUUUUAUUUUGCAGGGUUCUAAAGUCAAAACCUUGAGAUUAAUAAAGGCAGGAAGAUCUUCACUUUUUAAAGUAAUUCUCCUUGGAGAUGGUGGAGUUGGGAAGAGCUCUCUAAUGAACAGAUAUGUGACCAAUAAGUUUGAUACCCAGCUCUUCCAUACAAUAGGUGUGGAAUUUUUAAAUAAAGAUUUGGAGGUGGACGGACAUUUUGUUACUAUGCAGAUUUGGGACACAGCCGGUCAAGAGCGAUUCAGAAGCCUGAGGACGCCAUUUUAUAGAGGUUCUGACUGUUGCCUGCUCACUUUCAGUGUUGAUGAUUCCCAGAGCUUCCAGAACUUGAGUAACUGGAAGAAAGAGUUCAUAUAUUACGCAGAUGUGAAAGAGCCUGAGAGCUUUCCUUUCGUGAUUUUAGGCAACAAGAUCGACAAAGUGAAUCAAGUGUCUACAGUAGAAGCCCAAGCCUGGUGCAGGGAUAACGGUGACGAUCCUUACUUUGAAACAAGUGCAAAAGAUGCCACAAAUAUCGCAGCGGCCUUUGAGGAAGCAGUUCGAAGAGUGUUUGCUACUGAGGAUAGGUCAGAUCACCCGAUCCAGACAGUCACAGUCAGUCUGCACCGAAAGCCCAAGCCUAGCUCGUCUUGCUGUUGACCGUUUGGAGAGGUUGCCUGUGUGAUCUAACCAACUCACACACAUACACAGAAAA